CGGGGUGCGCAAGGCGGGGCCCCGGGGCUCCAGCGGUUGGGAAAGCAGGACGGGAUCCUGAGCGGCGGGCAGCUGCACCGGGGAGGCGGGCCCGAGCUCCAGCUGUUGGCGAGGGAGGAGCUGCGAGCGCGCCUCUGGCUGCGCGCCUGGGGAGCCCGGCGAGGGGCCGGCUGGGCGCGCCUCUUGCCUGCUGCGGGCUCGCCUCCCGCCGCGCUUGUGCCCCGUGCCCGGCUGCAGCAGGCGGGCGGGCGCCACCAUGCCCGGGGCCGGCUCUGACCAGUGCUACGAGGGCCAGAAGCAGCUGGCGGCCGAGGAGAGCCCGGCCAUCAGCGCCGUCAUGUUCUCGGCCGGGCUGCUGGGCAACCUGACGGCGCUGGCGCUGCUGGCCCGGCGCCGGCUGGGGCGGCGCGGCCGGCCGCUCUCCCUCUUCCACUGGCUGGUGACCGUCCUGGUGCUCACCGACCUGCUGGGCACCUGCCUGGUCAGCCCCGUGGUGCUGGCCUCCUACGGCCGCAACCACACGCUGAUGGCGCUGGCCGAGGGCCAGGAGCUCUGCCGCUACUUCGCCUUCGCCAUGAGCUUCUUCGGCCUGGCCACCAUGCUGGUGCUGUUCGCCAUGGCGCUGGAGCGCUGCCUGGCCCUGGGCCAGCCCUACCUCUACGAGCGCCUCGCCAGCCGCCGCUCGGUGCUGCGGCUGGCCCUGCCGGCCCUCUCCGCCUUCGCCGCCGCCGCCUUCUGCGCCCUGCCGCUGCUGGGCUUCGGCAGCUACGUGCAGUAUUGCCCGGGCACCUGGUGCUUCAUCCAGAUGCGCCUAGGGCGCGCCGCCAAGGAUGGUGCCGGCGGCGGGGACACCGCCUACUCGCUGCUCUACGCCACGCUGCUGCUGCUGCUCAUCCUGGCCGUGCUGCUCUGCAACCUGAGCGUCAUCCGCAACCUGGUGGGCAUGCACCGCCGCGGGCAGACCUCCCGCCGCCUGGCCUCGCUGGAGCAGCCCGCCGGGCGCCGGAGGCUCUCCGUGUCCGAGGAGGUGGAUCACCUCAUCCUCCUGGCCAUCAUGACCAUCACCUUCAUCGUCUGCUCCCUGCCUUUCACGAUUCGGGCCUAUAUGAACAAGUUUAUGCAAAAAGAAGACUAUAAGAAGGACCUUCUAGCGCUGAGAUUCUUAGCAAUUAAUCCAAUUAUUGACCCUUGGGUCUUUGUCAUCCUUAGACCUUCAGUUCUGAGGGUAAUCCGUUCUGUACUGUGCUGUCAGAUGUCCCUAAAGACCCAAGACAACAUGCAGACGACUCCUGCUGCAGAGUCAAAAUCCAAUAAGCAGAUUGACCUUUGCGGGCAGUAAUCACAAGCAGCGUUCAGUGGAGACAUCUGGAAGAUCUUGCUGAAAUGGCUCCUCAGGGUAAUGAACAAACUUAGAAGUAUAAACACGAUGGGAAGCUGGCCUUUUAGGUUACUAAACAAACACAUUUACUGUACAAUGGAUUGAACUGCAGUCUGGCUGACAAGAGGCUGCAGGGUUUGUCAAAAAGCUAAGGGAAGACUAUCUAAAGUGAGCAUUUUCUAUUUAUGGUCAGCAUCCUAGAGGCUAAUCAAUAACUGGAUUUCUGUUGCCACUAGACCGGAACUUUCAUGUUGAACUGAGGACAUGUGCCGCACUCUAGUGUGUUUGAAACGCUAAAAAGCUAGUGGCUAUUUACUGUAAGUCCAGGAGACAAAUGUUUUCUCUAACACUAUGCCUAGUGAUACAGUUUGGUGGGGAGACACAGAAGAGUUAAUAAUAGAGCUUCGGCUUACUGAUUUGUUGCUAAACCCGCCGAGUCCUUAUUAGCUUCAUGGAGGCUUAACUAACCAUUUAUCUAACUACUGAAACUGAAGUCUUGAGAUCCCUGUGCAUUGGCCUGCUAAACCCAGGGUUGUGAGUUCAAUCCUAGAGGAGACCAUUUAGGGAUCUGGGGAAAAAAUUGGGGAUUGGUCCUGCUUUAGCAGGGGGUUGGACUGCAUGACCUCCUGAGGUCCCUUCCAACCCUGAUAUUCUAAGAUUCUAGGAUUUCUGUCUCAGAGAUAUCUGUAUUGCCAUGUGCCUUCGUAUAACUACAGUCUUGCCUUGGGGUGGGGAGGAAGGCUAAAGCUACCUCCGCUUCUUGUCACUCUGUUUUCCAAGUGCCCUACAGCAGUGGUUCUCAAACUUUUGUAGUGGUGACCCCUUUCACCCAGCAAGCCUGAGAGCCCCCCCUUAUAAAUUAAAAACACCAUUAUAAAUGCUGAGGUCAUAGCCUCACAACCCCCUGAGGGGUUCUGAUCCCCAGUUUGAGAACCCCUGCCCUACAGCUAGAGGAAGAAAAGCCAGCUGGGUUCCUCUCUUAGGGUCAAAGCUGUUAGGGUGGGCAGAAGCAGGGUUACAUCUCUCUGCUCCAGAAUCCUGAUUUUUAGAGCAGCUCUCCUUAGGUAGGGUCAUGCUUAAUGGUGGGCAAAUGUCAACUGAGCCCCCCCUGUGUUGCAGCACUCAGCCUCUCCCCCCCACCUCCUCAACAACCUUUUGGAUCAAAGAACUUUGCUUUGGGCUGCAACCGGCCUCCAUCUUACAGCAGAUGCCCGUCCCCCCCCCCCCCCCCGCAUUUGCGCUGGUAGGAUCAGGAGCUGAACAUGCUUCUAAGCAUGGGGCCCGUGCAUCUCUGAAGCUGGGGUGUCCCCGCUGGGACAUGGCCUGCUGCCCUUCAGUGCUGGGAGAGAUGGUUGCUUGUGCAGAAGGAAGGAAGUUUCCCAUGCUGUGUCACUAGGGGUUUUCUAGAGGACCCAACACCUUUGUAGUUAGGUGACUCUUCCCAUGCAAGCCUGAUACAGUCCUGUGCAUGACAAGUCUUUGCAGCCCCUGCUCGUAGGCAUUUUCCAUAUAAGGCCAGGGAAGAAAUACCACACAAGAUACGUAUGUAAUCAUCACAUCUCGUCCUCGGUAAAGCUGUGGGAAUGAUGACAUGAAGUCUUAAAUAUCGGGGGAAAUAUUUCACAAGAUAGAGUGACCUUCUACCAGGCUGGCUUCUCCAGAGGAGCUGUGAUUCCAGCUGUGAUUCUAAGCAGGAAGCUGCCUUCGUUUUACAUUAUGGACUGGCUCCCACAGAACUCAUGGGGAGCUUUGCCACUGAGUUCAAUGGAAGCAGGAUAGCUGUCUCCUGUCCAAGCCCGCCGUGUGCUGGAAAGACCUUUUUCCUAGAGUGAUUGGCCCUGAUUCAGUGGAGCAUUUAAGUUCUCAAUGCUUUGCUUAAUCAGGGCCCUAACUAAGUUAUGACUUAAAGACCCUCCUCUGAAAAAGAUAUGGUUUUCCUUAAGUGCCGUAUGUAAAGCAGGUUUUCAGACAGACUGUGGUAUAUUGUACAUGACGCUGAUAUAUGGAUAAAAAGAAAGCAGUACUUGUGGCACCUUAGAGACUAACAAAUGUAUUCGAGCAUAAGCUUUUGUGGGCUACAGGCCACUUCAUCGGAUGCAUAGAAUGGAACAUAUAGUAAGAAGAUAUAUACAUACAUACAGAGAAGGUGGAAGUUGCCAUACAAACUGUAAGAGGCUAAUUAAUUAAGAUGAGCUAUUAUCAGCAGGAGAAAAAAACUCACUAAAAAAGUUCACGAAAGCUUAUGCUCUAAUAAAUUUGUUAGUCUCUAAGGUGCCACAAGUACUCCUUUUCUUUUUGCGGAUACAGACUAACACGGCUGCUACUCUGAAACCUGAUAUAUGGAUGUUGGUGUAGAUCAGCAGCUGUCUUUUUGUUGGCUAUGCCAAGGAGAACCACAGAGGUUCAGAGAGGGGUGAAGAGAAAAUUGCCCCAAAAGAAUUCCAGAGGGUAGACAUGAGGGCCCAUUUUGGAGGCUGGAGCUAGACUGACUCCAUAAUACAGAGGAUAAUGUUAGAGUUACUUAGCUCUGUAGUUCUCCAUCUCUGCCGUAACCAGAUCCCCUCCCAUUUAAUAAGAUGGGAGUCUCAGGAUGAGCAUGAUCCACUGACAACCUAAUAAUACCCAAUUCUUAUUCUAGUGCCUUUCCUCAGUAGAUUUCAAAGCACUUUACAAAGAAGGUCAGUAACAUUUUGCUCACUGGGAAACUGAGGCACUUUUUUUGUUUGUUAAACUUAAGAGGUUAUUUUUAUGUGAUAGUGUUAUUUCCAGUGUUCCAGGGUGCUGCUUUCUAUUGAGAUUUUUAUUUAAAUAAAAAUGCAUUCAGUUUGUCAGGUACGUACUCUCUGCUAUGUCUGUUCUUGCCAAUGGUAUGUUAUCAGGAUUGGCUCAGCCGUUAUUAGUGGUUUCAGACCAAAUUCUGCUUUGAUUUCACACCCUGUGCAAUCCGCACUGAAGUCAGUGUAAGAAGAUCCAAGCCCAUUAAACUUCAGCUGAAAAGGGCCUUAUUUUCCAUAACCUUUUCCCCUUUCCUUCUAUGGGACCCUCAUUGAAGUCAAUAGACUUGCUUACACUAGAGAUUAAUUUUCCCAAAUGGGAUUACCCAUGAUAACUGGUACAUAAGGAGUGUUACUCCAGUGUUGCUCCACUUCUUUUAAAAAAAAACAAAACAAAACCCAAAAUGUUCAUAGUUUAUUGCAAGUAGAUCUUGUAUAUUUAAGAGUUUUUAUUUCUUGUCUAAAAAUACCCAAAAUGAAAAGAUUUGAAGCUUUUUGUAUUUCUGCAAUUGACAUAACAUAAAAUUACUCUAAUAAAAAUCAUCUUUCCAAAGUA
Messenger RNA from Dermochelys coriacea (leatherback sea turtle), 4708 nucleotides. RefSeq names its product prostaglandin E receptor 2 (gene PTGER2). Gene Ontology annotation, biological process: cellular response to prostaglandin E stimulus; positive regulation of cytosolic calcium ion concentration; adenylate cyclase-activating G protein-coupled receptor signaling pathway. The transcript is spliced from 2 exons. Gene Ontology annotation, cellular component: plasma membrane. Lineage: Eukaryota; Metazoa; Chordata; Testudines; Dermochelyidae. The coding region runs from base 257 to 1339 and encodes 360 amino acids. Gene Ontology annotation, molecular function: prostaglandin E receptor activity. The record is from RefSeq and is a predicted model, not a curated record.